UUUCGUCAAACACAGUUUCGAGAUUGUUGCCAUGGCCUGUAUUAAUCUUGCGUCAAAAAUCGAAGAAGCACCAAGAAGAAUAAGAGAUGUGAUUAAUGUAUUCCACCACCUCCGCCAGUUAAGAGGAAAAAGCGACCAGCUACAUUUACCAAAGCCUGGGUGAUGUGGAGUGGUACAUAGAGAUGAAGCUGUCGUCAUGGCAACAGACUCCAAGCCCUCUGAUCCUUGAUCAGAACUACAUAAACACCAAAAAUCAAGUUAUCAAGGCAGAAAGGAGGGUGCUAAAGGAGUUGGGAUUUUGUGUUCAUGUCAAGCAUCCCCAUAAGAUCAUUGUGAUGUAUUUACAAGUCUUAGAGUGUGAGCGGAACCAAACCUUGGUUCAAACUGCCUGGAAUUACAUGAAUGACAGUCUUCGAACCAAUGUUUUUGUUCGCUUUCAACCAGAGACUAUAGCGUGUGCUUGUAUCUACCUUGCAGCUAGAGCACUUCAGAUUCCAUUGCCAACUCGGCCCCAUUGGUUUCUUCUUUUUGGUACCACAGAAGAGGAGAUCCAGGAAAUUUGCAUAGAGACACUUAGACUUUACACCAGGAAAAAGCCUAACUAUGAAUUGCUGGAAAAAGAAGUAGAAAAAAGAAAAGUAGCCUUGCAGGAAGCCAAGUUGAAAGCAAAGGGAUUGAAUCCUGAUGGAACUCCAGCCCUUUCAACUCUUGGUGGAUUUUCUCCAGCCUCUAAACCAUCAUCACCAAGAGAAGUAAAAGCUGAAGAGAAGUCACCAAUCUCCAUUAAUGUGAAGACAGUCAAAAAAGAACCUGAGGAUAGACAGCAGGCUUCAAAAAGCCCUUAUAAUGGUGUAAGAAAAGACAGCAAAAGAAGCAGAAACAGCAGAAGUGCUAGUAGAUCAAGGUCAAGAACCAGAUCACGCUCCAGAUCACAUACCCCAAGAAGACAUUAUAAUAAUAGGCGAAGUCGAUCUGGAACAUACAGCUCAAGAUCAAGAAGCAGGUCCCGCAGUCACAGUGAAAGCCCUCGAAGACAUCAUAAUCAUGGUUCUCCUCACCUUAAGGCCAAACAUACCAGAGAAGAUUUAAAAAGUUCAAAUAGACAUGGUCAUAAAAGGAAAAAAUCUCGGUCUAGAUCUCAGAGCAAGUCUCGGGAUCACUCAGAUGUUGCCAAGAAACACAGGCAUGAAAGGGGACAUCACAGAGACAGGCGUGAAAGAUCUCGCUCCUUUGAGAGAUCCCACAAAGGCAAGCACCACAGUGGCAGUCGCUCCGGACAUGGCAGGCAUAGGCGUUGACUUUCUUCCUCUGACACUGCAUUGCUUCCUGGUUUUGCCUCUGUGCAGUGUGAUGUAUGGACUCAAUCAAAACAUAAAGCAAACUGAUUAGGAAUUGAUUUAUUAAAAUUGUCUAGGUCUCUAGAAACACUGAGGACAUUUUCUUUGGAAAAGAACUAUGGUAAGGUUUUUUGCACAUUAAAAUGCCCUAGCAGUAUCUAAUUGAAAACCAUGGUCAGGUUCAAUUGUACUUUAUUAUAGUUGUGUAUUGUUUAUUGCUAUAAGAACUGGAGUGUGAAUUCUGUAAAAAUGUAUCUUAUUUUUAUACAGAUAAAACUUGCAGACACUGUUCUAUUUAAGUGGUUAUUUGUUUAAAUGAUGGUGAAUACUUUCUUAACACUGGUUUGUCUGCAUGUGUAAAGAUUUUUACAAGGAAAUAAAAUACAAAUCUUGUUUUUCUAAA
Molecule: messenger RNA, 1740 nt
Organism: Peromyscus maniculatus bairdii (prairie deer mouse)
Lineage: Eukaryota; Metazoa; Chordata; Mammalia; Rodentia; Cricetidae
Gene: Ccnl1
Product: cyclin L1
Biological process (GO): regulation of transcription by RNA polymerase II
Molecular function (GO): cyclin-dependent protein serine/threonine kinase regulator activity
Source: RefSeq, a predicted model, not a curated record